Microthlaspi erraticum is the source of this 228-nucleotide messenger RNA. The record is from the annotation of a GenBank genome assembly. Lineage: Eukaryota; Viridiplantae; Streptophyta; Magnoliopsida; Brassicales; Brassicaceae.
AUGAUUCCGAUCAUCCUCAGCUUUCCAACAUCAAAAUCCAUCACCAUCCUUCCCCUUGUCACUCUCACCACCACCACCACUCUCACUCCUCCUCCACCACAAUCCAAACUCCCACAGCCGGAGCUUGCCGUAAGAUCGGAGUCGCCAUCCAUCUCUCCUCAGAGAGCGCUUUCGCCAUCCGCUGGAGAAGAACAAAUGUGUCUCCUUGACAGAUGUAGUAAUCUAUGA